GACAGACAGACACACAGACAGAGAGACAGACAGACACACAGACAGAGAGAUAGGGAGACAGACAAACAGACAGACACAGACAGAGAGACAGACAGACAGAGAGAAAGACAAACAGACAGACAGGACAGACAGACAAACAGACAGAGAGACAGACAAAAAGACAGACAGACAAACAGACAGACAAACAGACAGAGAGACAGACAGAGA
This is a messenger RNA of Xenopus laevis (African clawed frog), 207 nucleotides long. RefSeq names its product negative elongation factor E-like. The record is from RefSeq and is a predicted model, not a curated record. The annotation marks the transcript as partial. NCBI's taxonomy places the organism in Eukaryota, Metazoa, Chordata, Amphibia, Anura, Pipidae. The transcript has 3 exons.